This is a messenger RNA of Danio aesculapii, 4552 nucleotides long. RefSeq names its product parvin, alpha b (gene parvab). NCBI's taxonomy places the organism in Eukaryota, Metazoa, Chordata, Actinopteri, Cypriniformes, Danionidae. Gene Ontology annotation, biological process: substrate adhesion-dependent cell spreading; actin cytoskeleton organization; establishment or maintenance of cell polarity. Gene Ontology annotation, cellular component: cytoplasm; focal adhesion; actin cytoskeleton. Gene Ontology annotation, molecular function: actin binding. The record is from RefSeq and is a predicted model, not a curated record.
GAAACGCGCGUGCUGAAGGGAAGCGAGAGCCAGUCAUUACUGAAAUGUUUGGAAUUCCACUUCCGUUUAGUAGAACGCAAGAACUCCCCACGACUUAAAGUCCGCUAUUUACACUGCACGUCUGAAUUAAAGCCGCCGUUUUUCUGAUCAAAUGGCUUCUUCACCGCAGAAAUCACCGUCCUCGCCGAAAUCGCCUUCCUCCAGGAAAAAAGAUGACUCCUUUCUAGGAAAACUUGGAGGAACUUUGGCAAGAAGAAAAAAGGCAAAAGAAGUGUCUGAGCUCCAGGAGGAGGGUAUGAAUGCGAUCAACCUGCCCCUCAGUCCCACACCCUUUGAGCUGGACCCUGAAGACACCAUGCUUGACGAGAAUGAAGUUCGAACCAUGGUUGAUCCCCAUUCAAGGAAUGAUCCCAAACUGCAAGAGCUAAUGAAGGUGCUCAUCGACUGGAUCAAUGAUGUGUUGGUGGGAGAGAGAAUCAUCGUGAAGGAUCUGGCUGAAGACCUCUAUGAUGGGCAGGUUCUUCAAAAGCUCUUCGAGAAACUGGAGGAAGAGAAGCUAAACGUGGCUGAGGUGACUCAGUGUGAGAUCGCUCAGAAACAGAAGCUGCAGACUGUCCUAGAGAAGAUCAAUGACACUCUCAAAGUUUCCUCCAGGAACAUUAAAUGGAAUGUUGAAUCUGUUCAUGCUAAGAAUAUUGUGGCCAUUCUUCACCUGCUGGUGGCUCUUUCUCAGCAUUUCCGGGCCCCUAUCAGACUGCCCGAACAUGUGUCCAUUCAAGUGGUCGUGGUCCAGAAACGAGAAGGAAUACUUCAGUCUCGGCAGAUACAGGAGGAAAUUACAGGCAACUUCGAGGCACUGUCUGGAAGAUAUGAGCGAGACGCCUUUGACACUCUCUUUGACCACGCGCCAGAUAAACUGAAUGUGGUGAAAAAGACUCUUAUUACAUUCGUGAACAAGCACUUGAACAAGCUAAAUUUGGAAGUGUCGGAGCUGGAAACUCAGUUUGCUGAUGGUGUGUAUCUGGUCCUGCUGAUGGGGCUCCUGGAAGGAUACUUUGUCCCCCUCUAUAACUUCUUCCUCAUCCCUGAACAUUUUGAUCACAAGGUCCACAAUGUCGCUUUUUCUUUUGAACUGAUGCAAGAUGGUGACUUGGAGAAGCCAAAGCCCAGACCAGAAGACAUUGUCAACUGCGACCUCAAGUCCACACUGAGGGUCCUCUACAAUCUCUUCACCAAGUACAGGAAUGUGGAGUGACGGAGAAGCUCCAACAUGCAAAAAUGGCUUGAUUUAUUCAACCAAAAUGCCCAGCGCAUAAAGUCACAGCCGUAUCAGUAUUAUUAGUAUUUUUCUGUUGAAUUCUUUUCUGUAUUUCAUUGAAGUUUGAAAUUGAGCCUAAACGGUAGUUUUAUUUAUUCAGUUCACUUGGUCUUUUAUAAAGUUCUGAUUUGUUUAAUUGUUAUUUUUUAGAAAAGAAUAUGCCUGGAAAUAUAGGAAAUGUAGAGAUAUAGUGGAAGUCUUUGACUUAUUAGCCCCCUUGUAUUUUCCCCCCCAAUUUCUGUUUAACGGAGAGAAGAUUUUUUUCAACACAUUUUUAAACAUAAUAGUUUUAAUAACUCAUCUCUAAUAACUGAUUUAUUUUAUCUUUGCCAUGAUGACAGCACAUAAUAUUUUACUAGACAUUUUUCAAGAUACUAGUAUUCAGCUUAAAGGGCACCUAGUUUACCCCUUUUACAAGAUGUUAGGGUGCUUUCACAUCUGUAGUUCGGUUCAUUUGGUCCAAACCAAGGGCAAGAAAUGAUGCAUUGUACCAUUUUUCUGUCGAUUUUGGGUCUCUUUCACACCACACUGAUUGCUUUGGUCCGAACCAGUUGAAAAGAACCAAAAUUUAGUCAUGUGACAAAGUCCACAUCACCCAUUGGCCAGAUGUUAUUGAACGUAUUUCCUAAACUGCUUUUCGAUUGGUCAGAAUUAAUGUGCAGGAAAAUGCCAAUGGAACUCCCGCAAGUAAACAAACAGCAGACACAAAACGUUGCGUUUUAUGAUGACUGCACAGGCUGAUUGUAUCUCUGGUCAUAGUAUACUAAAUAGCUUGUAUACAUCACUUUAGACAAACUAUGCAUUUCGAGAAUGAAGUGCAGCUGCGGCUGGAAAACAAUGUUUUAAUGCUUUGCAAAUGGCGAAGGCGCAUCGCAAGUCACUUCAGGAGGAGGCAUGAAUUAAUUUAGCUAAACUGCAACAUGGUCAUCUUCUGAAAAUAUUACCAACGAUCCAUCAGGUAAUGUUUUCCCUCUCUCUCUCUCUCUCUCUCUCUCUCUCCUUGCUUAAAGUUGUUGGUAAAGCAACAAAUAUUUUUCCUACACAUCCCAUAAUGCACAGCACAUCGGCCUACGGCAGCUGGAUUAGUCCAAAAAGGUGCAGUACUUUUUGAGGUUGGGUCUGUUUUAGUUCGUAUCAUCUUCUCACCACAAACGAAGCACUCCAGGGUUCGUUUGAAAGAGUACCAAGACCACCUCUUCAAGAAGGUCUCUGUACACUUUUUUGGUCCGCACUCGAGUAUGAUUGCUUCAUUCACACCUGCCCAAACGAACCGCACCAAGAGGGAAAACAAACUCUAGUGCGAUUCAACCGAACUAAAUAAGGCAGGUGUGAGAACACCCUAGGAUAAGCCUUUAGUGUCUCCAGAAUGUGUCUAUAAAGUUUCAGCUCGAAAUACCCAUUAGAUCAUUUAUUAUAGCCUCCAGAAUCUGCCCAUUUUGGUGUCUGAGUACAAUGUAGCUGUUUUUGUAGCCUGUGGCUUUAAAUGUAAAUGAACUGCUUCUCCCUGCCCACCGUUCCCAUGUGCAUAUCUGCUUAUCAUGCGUUAUGUCAGAUAAACAGCAGUCAGUGACAGAGACAGACUCGGAUGAAGCUAAAAUACAGCUCAUUAGUCAAAAAUAAAGUUUAAAGUUUAUUUGGUGUAUUUGUGGUGGAGUUUAUUCAAGCCUUUCUGAAAUUAUGAGUCUAACACUGUUGUGCGUCCUGAUUGGCACAUUAUGUUCUGCGUCCUGAUUGGCUGUAGACCAUUGGCAAUCAAUCUCCUCCGUGCCGUGUCACCUGUACAGUCCAGAAUGCGUUCAGCUUGCCAAAUUUACAUAAAUCUUUGAUCGUUAGCAGUGUGACUCUGAGGUGCUGUACUGUAUAUUUGCAAGUCUUCUCCCCAACAAACCCCACAAAGUCGACAAAACAUUCUGCACCAUCAAUGGUGCCCAAGAUAGCACCCAAAAGGCAGAGAAAGAUGCUGACCAUCGCACAAAAAGUUGGAUUUUGGACAUGUUAAAGGAAAGUAGAAGUUACGUGAGUGUUUAAACAAGAGAGAAAGUGUGAAAAUGUUAAUGCCUGUCUGAGAAAAGUGUAUAAAGUGUGUAGUGAGGGGUUUUACAACCUUAAAACAUCUAUAAUAUUAGUAAAAAAUAAGAUGGACUACUUCACAGAUUUUGCCUAUUGCGGGUUAUUUUUAGAAUGUAACUCACGCGAUUAACUAGGGACCAAAUGUUAUUAUAGAAACAUGGUGCCUGUCGAUCAAUUUGGUGGGUGGGGAAAAUUGCACUCCUAUGUCACUUUGCGGUAAGCCUCAAAAUCACUGGGAUUUUAAAGUUUUUUUUAUUUUAAAGUCAGGAAAUUUGAAAAAAGACACGUUGUGUUUAUAACACUCCAAUAUGAUAGUGGACACACUAUACACACACAAACAUUUCUUUCCAAAUAGCUUAAAAAAGUUGAUUUUCAUCAUAAGUGCCCUUUAAAGUGACAUUCAAAGGCUUAAUUAGGUUAAUAAGGCAAGCUAGGGUAAUUAGGCAGGUCCUUGUAUCACAAUGUUUUGUUCUGUAGACAAUCAAAAAAUAUAUAUUGCUUAGGGGCUAAUAAUAUUGACCUUAAAAUGGUUUAAAAAAUUAAAACUUCUUUUAUUCUAGCUGAAUAAAACAAAUAAGAAGAAAAAAUAUUAUCUGAAAUACUAUGAAAAGUUCCUUGCUCUGUUGAACAUCAUAUAUUUUGAAAAAAUAUCACUGGAGGGCUAAUCAUUUUGACUUAAACUGUAUUUCUUUUAUUUGCCCACUUUCUGUGAUGUCAAUCUAUUUUUCUAUGUUUGUAAGAGUCAAAUUCAAUCUUUGAUCAAUGCUUAACAUUUCAAUAAAAUGAACUAAAGAUUCAAUGUUAUUUUUGUGCAUGUCUUAAACUUCAUAGCACUACCAGCGGAUCAAGGUUUUGAGAUGGUUUUGAGUCCUAGGGUAUGCAUGACCAUUUCAAUGUAGAGAUGUCAUUGACCCAUGAACAUUUCCUGUCUGUUAUCCAAUUAUUUCAUAACUGUAAAAAAGAGGGAGUUUAAUCAUAACUCAACGUUAAAACAGCUAUCGUAACAUUAUUUAUCAAUAUGUGUACCUUUUUGGAUUCUAGGAAACUUUGAAAAUGAUAAAUGUAAAACAGGAAAUACGUUGUUUUACAGGACUAUUGUUAUUGUUUACAUCCCUCAAAAUGAGCUAUUCACAUUGGUUUCGUUUUUACUUUGGAAUUGUCUAC